This is a messenger RNA of Beauveria bassiana ARSEF 2860, 1218 nucleotides long. Its product is annotated as SRP40 domain-containing protein. Lineage: Eukaryota; Fungi; Ascomycota; Sordariomycetes; Hypocreales; Cordycipitaceae. Gene Ontology annotation, cellular component: nucleoplasm; nucleolus. The transcript has a single exon. The record is from RefSeq and is a predicted model, not a curated record. Bases 1 to 1218 code for a protein of 405 amino acids.
AUGUCCGCGCCGCCAGCUUGGCUCUUCUCUAACAACUCCGACGCCGUCGCCGCCGCGACACCUACCGCCGCCGAUCCCAAAACGACGCCAGACCGCCCCUCCACCAGAACGAUGGGAAAGAAGGGUGGCAGCACUGCCGUCGCCGCGCCCGCGGCCCCGGCUUUGCUGAUGGACAUUGUGGAAAGGUUUCUCAAGGAUCAUGCCUUCACCGACGCGCACAAGGCGUUUCGUGCGCAGCGCAAAGAAAAGGGCCUGGUCACCAAGGACAAGGACAUCGUCGUCGCUGGACCGACUCUUGACGAGGUCUUUGCGUGGUGGCAGAGGGCUGCGGCCAAGAUCGAUGAGGACAGUGCAGACAGUUCGGAUAGCUCGGAAAGCAGCGACAGCUCCGAUGACGACGAAAACGAUAGCAGCGACGAGGAAGAGGUGACCAAGAAGCAAGAGGUGACCAAGUCACUGAAGCGCAAGGCUCCAGAGAGUGACAGUGACUCUUCGGAAGAGGAUUCGGAUUCUGAUCUGAGUGACAGCUCGGAUGACGAGGAAGAAGACAAGGAGGAGAAGCCUCAGGCCAAGAAGCAAAAAACAACGAUAACCAUCAAGCUGGGGGAGUCCGAUAACAAGAUGGACAUCGACUCCGCCAGCGACAGCGACAGCGAUUCAUCCGACUUGGACUCCGAUUCCGAUUCCGACAGCGACUCUGACAGCGACUCUGACAGCGACUCUGACAGCGAAUCUGACAGCGACAGCGACUCGUCAUCCUCUGAAGUCGAAAAGGCUGCUGCUGUCUCCCUCCCCUCCAGCGACUCGUCCUCCGCCGACUCGUCCUCCGACUCCGAUUUGUCGUCCUCCAGUUCCGAAGACGAAGCCAAACCACAGGCCAAAAAGGUCAAAAAGGAGAAGUCUACAAAGGACUCGUCCGACUCGUCCGUCACCCUCGACCGCGCCUCCCCCGUGGCCGAGCCCCCUCUGCCCCCCGCGCCAGUCGCCAAGCGCAAGCAAAACGAGCCCUUUUCCCGCAUCCCCAAAAACAUCAAGGUCGACGCGCGCUUCGCCUCCAACGAGUGGGUGCCCAUGGACUACUCGCAGCGCGCGCACGAGGACCUCAUCAUCACAAAGGGCAAGGGCUUCACAAAGGCAAAGAAUAAGAUGAAGAAGGGCAGCUUCCGCGGAGGCGUCAUUGACAUUACCGAGAAAAAAGCCGUCUACUUUGAAGACUAG